UUGUUGCUUUCAUUAGGUGUUAUGUACAAAUACGAACAAGGCCUGCUACAAUACAAUUGCUUUGAGAUACUGCUAUUGAUAUUCUGACGCUCCCUGACACUUGUGGCGUUAGAAAAUGAGUAAAUCAGUAAAUGAAAUGCUAUCCAAAGCAAAGCACAGAUAGGAAUGGAGAAAGACGGUCGACAGAUCUUGUGUGGUGCCCCAACGGUCCAAUAGGCAAAGAGGGAAGCAGUUAAGAAGUCCAUGACACAAUGUGCAGAGACAUCAAGCCAUCAGUCAGGCUAAAGUACAAGAAUGAGUUUAAGUGUAAGACUAUCUGAAGCCUUCAUAGAAAAACAUAGCGCAAUAUUUCCUGAGUCUCUGAUACCGGAUUCAUGGAAUUUGAAUAAAUUUGAUGUUUAUUAUCAACUGGAUCUAAAAAUGUGCCAGUUGAAAUCACUGGAUUAUGCAUUUGCAUGGGAAAAUGAAAGCUCUGGAGCAAACUAUUUGUCGUCCAUCACAGAAACACCAUCUAAAGUGAUCAAACUGGAUGUUUCUCUCAAUGAGCUUACAUCAUUGUCACAUGAGAGUUUAGAGCCCUUCAAGGGUUUAAGAUGUCUUGAUGCUUCAUUGAAUCAAAUCAAAUACUUUCAAGGUAUUGAAGUUCUACGACAUCUCCACACAUUGAAUCUAUCACACAACUGCAUCAAAAGUGUGGACGGCCUCCUUCUAUCUCAUUCUUUAGGUGAUCUCAAUCUCAGUAAUAAUCAAAUAGAAGACAUCUCUGGUCUCCCUAGUCUUAUCAAUUUGAGAAUAUUCAAUAUAAGUUCCAAUAAGCUUCAAAGUCUUGAUGGUGUCUCAUCACUUCCAAGACUUGAAGAAAUCUAUGCAGAUAACAAUAUAUUGAAAUCUCUGACACCACUUGUAACUUGUUUUCAUGUCUGCGUGAUCAGUGCAGCCAAUAACCAGAUCCACAGUAUUGAUGAUGUCAUGAGAGUAGUUUCUAGUCACAAAAGUUUGGAGUCAUUGAACCUUAGUGGGAAUCCUGUUGAAAGACAGCACACCUAUCAAUCAGACAUUCUGAGAGCUGCCAACAAAAUUUGGACUCUGGAUAACGUGUCUGUUAAACCAAUGGCUGCUGUUUUGGAUGACCACAUGCAACAUGCUGAUAACAUUAUCUCUUUCCAAGCUUCUGCACGUCAAAUGUUUGAAAGCAGGUUAAGAGUGGCCAAAGAAAGAAUGGAAGAAAAUGUCAAUUUUUUACAGAGAAGAAUUGUAGCCAUACAGCAAGAGUUCAGUGAAUUUGAGAAGAAAAAUCAAGCAGACAUGGAGGCUUGUUUGAGAUACUUGGCAACACGUGGGAUGGAUGAGCUGUCCAUUAUUGGAAGAGAGCCAAUAGGAGCUUCUCCUAGACAGGGAGACUACAGAUCUAGAAGAAGAAAGCCUAAAUUUGAUUACAGUGGAAUUAAAGAAACUGAUGAGGUCCUGCGGAAUGUAUUUAAGGAGCUUGUACGUCAGAAAGGUCAGCAGAUGGACUAAUAAGUUUACAUUUAAAACAGUUUAAACUAUUAAAGUAUAUUUUUAGUUUGGUAUUGGUUAUUUUACAAUGUGAUAAGUUAAUAUUUAAUUUUUCCAGACAUGUUUUUUAUAGGGUUUUUUAUAAGCCUUAUUUUUUAAAUCUUUUUUUUUUUUUUUUUUUUUUUUUUUACAUUAAAAAAAAACCCAGACCAGCCAAAUAAUUCUAAUAAACCUUAAAAGAAAGGUGAAGUAGACAGUAAAUAUUACUGGGAAUGGAAUAUAUAAUAAAUCAGCAUUACAGUUAAAAAACAUAACCACUCUUUGUUUCAACAAGUACAAAGUCCACAUAGCUUUUUUUCCCUAAGUUAAAUUUGAAGAUUAUAAGAGAGCUGGCCACUUGGAAUGGGACAUCUCAAACCUAGUCAGAUGUGCUGCACCUAUUUUUCAUACAAGUUUCUGCCACCAUUUUACAUCUGUGUUUAUACAAAUUGUUGUAAAAUUUACACACAAACUUACUUCCAAAAUAAUCAACAAAUUCAGUGUAAGUUCUUAAUUGUAACAUUAUUAAUUUUUGUUAAAUGUUAAACAAAUAAAAAUACAAUGCUAAAGCUUGUAUAUUAUUGUCAUAAGAUGUAAAUAAUUAUUAUUAUUCUUUUAUGUUAAUUAGUGGAGGCUGUGAUAGAUAUUUGACCAUUGUUUACACUAUACCUGUGAUAUUUGUGGAGUCUGGACACAAGCAGUUAUCUCCUAUAAAUAUCAAGUUAACUCUACACCAGACAGAACAUUUUUGUUUUUAUUUAUUUACCUCAUGUCAGAGGUACAGAUAAAACAUAUUUGUUCAUAUGUUAACACCAACACUUACACUUAAAAAAGUGUCUCUUUCUGUUGCUCAUACCAAUAUGAGAUGGGCUUCCAGAUUUAGCAACAAAACAUCAAUUGCUUGAUUUUAAUUUCCAAUGCCAUGGAGAAUAGAUUAUCAUUUGGAUGUGGGUUGGUUGUUAUAAUUUUAUUUUGUGAAGAAAUAUUGUCGAAAUAUUGUCAGUUCUUAACACAUGUGCAUGGUUACUGUUGGCAUAUUAUUUUAGGCAAAAAUUUUUGUUAUUUUUUUUUCCAGUGUAAUUGAGACUUAUUGCAAUGUUACUGAAAAUUGUUUUUCAUAUUAAAAAUACAAGAGAUA
Messenger RNA from Biomphalaria glabrata, 2674 nucleotides. Its product is annotated as leucine-rich repeat and guanylate kinase domain-containing protein-like. NCBI's taxonomy places the organism in Eukaryota, Metazoa, Mollusca, Gastropoda, Planorbidae. The coding region runs from base 295 to 1518 and encodes 407 amino acids. The record is from RefSeq and is a predicted model, not a curated record. Gene Ontology annotation, molecular function: protein binding. The transcript has 14 exons.